CUCCCUCAUACAUUGCUCACCUUCACAACACGACAUUCUGAGACACAUUUAUCCCCUUUGUCCCUCCCUCGUUGGUUCCUUACUCCAUUCUCUUCGACAACUCACUCUCCCUCUCUCAAAUUCUCACAUAAUUAUUAGGGUUAGGGUUUCAACCAUUCCUCCAAUUUCGAAUGCAUUGAAAGCCCCUAAUUCUCCCACCCUGCUACCAACAAUGUACAGCUCCAUGAACAUCCCCGAUCAGAUCGAAGACAACGACGGCGAAAAUCACAUCCAUUACGAUUCCCAUACCCUCGAUGACGGUGGCGGUGGCGGUGGCGGAGUCGAAGAUGUUUCCACCGACAACGCGUAUGGUUCCGGUGGUGUAGGCCAUGAAUUGUCUAUCCCGCCCUGCGAUGAUUCUAGCCAGCUCACGCUUUCGUUUCGGGGCCAAGUUUAUGUAUUUGAUUCUGUCACGCCUGAAAAGGUUCAAGCAGUGUUGUUGCUUUUGGGAGGGUGUGAAUUAUCUUCUGGGUCGCAAGGUUUGGAGAUAUCGCCUACAAAUCAGAGGGGUUCAGCGGAGUUUCCUGCGAAAUGCAGUCUACCGCAGCGAGCAGCCUCGUUAAUUAGGUUUCGUCAGAAGAGGAAAGAGCGGUGCUUUGAUAAGAAAGUUAGAUAUGGUGUGCGUCAAGAAGUUGCGCUAAGGAUGCAACGUAAUAAAGGACAAUUUACAUCAGCUAAGAAACAAGAUGGAACUAACAGUUGGGGUGCAGAUCAAGAUUCAGUUCAGGAUUUAGUUCAAUCAGAAACCUCGUGCACGCAUUGUGGAACAAGUUCAAAAUCCACCCCCAUGAUGCGAAGGGGGCCAUCUGGUCCAAGGUCACUUUGCAAUGCUUGCGGGCUUUUUUGGGCAAAUAGGGGUACUUUGAGGGAUCUUUCUAGGAGAAACCAUGAACAGUCUUAUGCUCCUCCUGAGCAGGUAGGAGAGGGUAAUGACUUGAACUGUCGGACUGCAACCCCUUCACAUCACGAUCCCCGGACUGCAACCCCUACACAUCACGACCCCGUUGAUGAUAAAACAGCUUUGGUGGUAUCUGAUUGUUGAGUUUUUCUGGUCCUUGACAGUGGCAAUUGUAGGUUUUUAGUAAUUGCAUUCAGUUUGGCUGAUAGUUGUACAGAUAUAGCAAAGCUUUCAUCAAUACAAGAGGUUUAUUUCUAUACUCUUGGAUUAGUUACAUUUGUUGUUUGUCUCUGAAUGCAUAAACUAGAAUUUGAAUGAUGACUUGAUCUCAUGCCCUGGACGGUUGUUUUAGUUUGAUCUUAAUGUGAAAAUAUUCCAAACAGUA
Molecule: messenger RNA, 1322 nt
Organism: Lotus japonicus
Lineage: Eukaryota; Viridiplantae; Streptophyta; Magnoliopsida; Fabales; Fabaceae
Product: GATA transcription factor 25-like
Exons: 7
Coding region: 212-1081 (289 amino acids)
Biological process (GO): regulation of DNA-templated transcription
Molecular function (GO): protein binding; zinc ion binding; sequence-specific DNA binding
Source: RefSeq, a predicted model, not a curated record